Molecule: messenger RNA, 894 nt
Organism: Gastrolobium bilobum
Lineage: Eukaryota; Viridiplantae; Streptophyta; Magnoliopsida; Fabales; Fabaceae
Exons: 4
Coding region: 67-621 (184 amino acids)
Cellular component (GO): chloroplast
Source: RefSeq, a predicted model, not a curated record
UGCGCGAACAUAAAAGGAUGUUUUGGUGUGGAUAGGUAAGGUGUUUGUUUGGCAUUGUGUUUGAAAAUGGCCACACUAUAUUCAUCUUCAUCUCUUCACUCCAUUCGUCUCUGUUCUACUACUAUUCCUACUACAUCUUCUCCUUCCCUUGCGUUUUGCAACUUUCCCUUUCGUCCUCUCUGUUCAAUUUUGAAGGCACAAACAACUAAGAACCGUGGAGUGUGUGUGGCCAAAGCUGUGGAAGAAGAAACCCAAUUGGCUUCACAGCAAGAAGAAGUUAGCACUGAGUCUGAACAACAGCAACAACCAUUAACCUCGGAACAGCAACCUGUUGUUGUUCCCAUUUCCCCAUCUGAUACUCUUACAAUGUUCUUUCAGGCAGAGGGAGCAUUGAAUGAAACAGCAAUUCCAGCAUUGACCAAAGCCUUAGAGGAGACAGAGGGUGUUACCGAUUUGAAGGUUCAGCUUGUUGAGGGACUCGCAACUUUAGAGUUGAAAAAACAGACAACAGUCCAAGCUACAGGUGUGGCUUCUAGUCUGGUAGAAACCAUACAAGGUUCAGGCUUUAGAUUACAGACAUUAAAUCUGAGUUUUGAAGAUGAAGAAUAUGCAGCUGCCUAAACUAGAAGUGCUCCUGUAAGAACAAUUGAUUUCGAGGAAGAAAAAAAAAAAGUUAAAAAAAGUCGCCUAUUCACUCUUUCCUGACUAAAGCCUAUUCAGUUAUUUUGGUUUUUAUAGACCUAAUUUAAGGGUGUUGUAUUUGGAAAGUGUUAGUUAACUUUCUUUAUUAUUAUUAUGUCUUGAAGAAAUUGUAAAGAGUACUUGAUUAUAAAAGGCUUCAAUUGAUAUUGAUGUGAGAAUAAGACUAUAGACCAAAGCACAAUGUAUGAACAG